AUGUCAGCUCUCGUACCUCGAUCUCCAGCUGAGACUGAUUACGAAUCCCAGGAGGACGAAGACUACGAAUACGUGCACCAACAACCAGACGGGCCUUCUAGACGACCUCCAAAGCGCAGACGUCCAGCAAGAGACCAUAACCCACCAAACAGAACACAAAAAUCGGGCGGCGCAGGGGCACUUGGAGCAGAACAUGAAGAAGAUGAGGAAGACGGCCUUUACAGCCCCAUCGGCUUCGAGGAUGCCUUCGAAGCGCUCGCGACAUCUCUCCGCAGCAUCCAUCUUUCUGAGAAGCGCGAGCAGGAGACAGACGGAGAGAUCGAGCAAGUAAAAGACGCUACAUCCGCGCGCGAGAGGGUCCUCAUGGUCGUUGAGCUACUUGAGAACAUUCUUUUCCAUCUGCCCGCUGCUACGAUCAGGACCGUGCAGAGCGUACGCAAGCGGUUCAAAGAGUGUUACGAAGGUUCGAAGAAGCUGCAAAUGAAGACUUUCCAACAAGUCUCUGGAGAUCUCAUCGCCGUACCGGCGCCCGCUGCGCCGGCUGUGCAGAAUGAUCCGCCGAUACUUGGGUACGACUACAACCCUCUCGUUGUUCGGGGGAACACUCUUCCAAGAAAUUAUAGACGUCAGGUAUUCCAGCACGGAUUCUAUUUACGCUGCAGCUGCCCUACGGCGCCGAUCACAUGGUUUUGGACGGGCCAUACGAAGGCGAAGGUACGUUCGCUGGCAGUUUCAUGAAGCUGCACAUCACUUUCGACGAGGAAGUGUUUGAGGCGCACGAGCAUACGGGAUCUUGGCAGCGACUGCAUCUCGCUGAUCCGAAUGUUCCGUUGAUUGUCAAGGUGGCCCAAUACCAUCAGGACGUCACGCCACGGUCGUUAAAUUCCUGGUUCUAUGAAGGGAAAGUUGCUUUGAAGUCUUGCACGAUCGGGGAUGCUAUGGCUAUGGCCAGGGGGUUGUGGCGCUUUCUGCGCAGUCGCAGGUCAUUGAAACGGUCAACGGACUGGGUGUCAAUUGGUGCAGAGGACCUUGACAUACUCCGCAUCAGAGACUCGACGCGAGAGUUGAUGCUCGCCGAAGCACGGUGGACGGCUGAACAGUACACGAACUUGAGGCGGACGUUGAAUUGA
Messenger RNA from Lecanosticta acicola, 1130 nucleotides. NCBI's taxonomy places the organism in Eukaryota, Fungi, Ascomycota, Dothideomycetes, Mycosphaerellales, Mycosphaerellaceae. The record is from the annotation of a GenBank genome assembly.